Aspergillus niger is the source of this 696-nucleotide messenger RNA. RefSeq lists its product as uncharacterized. Gene Ontology annotation, molecular function: hydrolase activity, hydrolyzing O-glycosyl compounds. The record is from RefSeq and is a predicted model, not a curated record. The transcript is spliced from 2 exons. Gene Ontology annotation, biological process: xylan catabolic process. Lineage: Eukaryota; Fungi; Ascomycota; Eurotiomycetes; Eurotiales; Aspergillaceae. Bases 1 to 696 code for a protein of 231 amino acids.
AUGGUCGCCUACUCGUCUCUUCUCCUCGCUCUUUCGGCUGCCUCGAGCGCCGUCGCUCUCCCCAAUGGCAAGGCCCUGCUGGACAUGGCCAAGCGCAGUCUUACUUCUUCCGCGGAAGGCGAGAGCAACGGCUACUUCUACUCCUUCUGGACCAACGGUGAGGGCGACGUGACCUACACCAACGGCGACGCUGGUGAAUACACCGUUGAGUGGACCGACUGUGGUGACUUUGUGGCCGGCAAGGGUUGGAACCCGGGCAGUGCUCAGGCCGUUACCUACAGCGGAUCAUGGGAAACCGACGCCAACGCCUACCUGUCCGUCUACGGUUGGACCACCUCCCCCUUGGUCGAAUUUUAUAUCGUCGACAAGUACGGUGAUUACGACCCCUCCUCUGGCCUGACCGAGCUCGGCACCGUCGACAGCGACGACGGAACCUACAAGAUCUACCAGACCACCCGUGAGGACGCCGACUCGAUCGAAGGCACUGCCACCUUCAAGCAGUACUGGUCCGUGCGCACUGAGGGCCGUAUUGGUGGAACCGUCACCACGCAGAACCACUUCGAUGCCUGGGAGAACCUUGGUCUGGAGCUGGGUACCUUCAACUACAUGAUCGUUGCCACCGAGGGAUACGAGAGCAGCGGGUCUGCCACCAUCACCGUUGAGACUUCUUCUGACAGCACCGAGGAGAGCUGCUAA